AUGGCUUUACCCCGUGUAAUUAAUGGGAUGUUGCGAACCAAAGCUAUUUAUUCAGUGUCUAGCAGGAGUGUGGUAUCACAUGAACCAUGGAAGCCCGGUCCAUAUCCAAAAACUGAAGAGGAACGACUAGCUGCUGCAAAGAAGUAUGGCCUGUUACCGGAGGAGUAUGCACCACACCCUGAUGAUGGUCUAGGUUUUGGUGACUAUCCAAAGUUACCAGACAUUGGCCAAGAUUCCAAAAGUGAAUAUUAUCCAUGGGACUGCCCUGAACAUAAUAGAAACUUUGGUGAGAUAAUGCACGUUCAUUCUGACAUGUGGGGUUCAGACAAAGGCGACCCAAAUUAUAGAGAAAAAGCUAGAUAUCCUGACUGGCAGAGAGUAUUGUCAUUGUUCGCAGCAGUUUUUGGAAUAAGUGGAUUGAUGUUUUCUGGAGAUUAUUUGUGUAAACGAUAUAAACCAUACAUGCCUAAACAAUGGCCUCAAGAAAAUGUGAAACAUUUUACUUAUUCAGAUAAAUAUUUCUGA
This is a messenger RNA of Macrosiphum euphorbiae (potato aphid), 525 nucleotides long. The record is from the annotation of a GenBank genome assembly. Lineage: Eukaryota; Metazoa; Arthropoda; Insecta; Hemiptera; Aphididae.